AUGAAGAUCUCUCAGCUCCUAUCUUUUGGUCUGGUUCUUCUAGGCGCUGUCGACGCUGCUCCAGUUGAACAACGCGAUACUGCCGUCGACCCUACAAACAACCAGGCAGGCUGGGGCAGACGAGGUACAGCAGUUGAUCCCACCAACAACCAGGCAGGCUGGGGAAAGCGUGGUACUGCUGUUGAUCCUACAAAUAAUCAGGCAGGAUGGGGAAGACGAGAUACCGCUGUGGAUCCCACAAAUAACCAAGCUGGCUGGGGCAAACGCGACACCGCAGUUGACCCCACGAACAAUCAAGCUGGCUGGGGCAGACGAGGUACAGCAGUUGACCCUACGAACAAUCAAGCUGGCUGGGGCAGAUAA
Messenger RNA from Trichoderma virens Gv29-8, 363 nucleotides. RefSeq lists its product as uncharacterized. The transcript has a single exon. Lineage: Eukaryota; Fungi; Ascomycota; Sordariomycetes; Hypocreales; Hypocreaceae. The record is from RefSeq and is a predicted model, not a curated record. Bases 1 to 363 code for a protein of 120 amino acids.